AAGAAGUAAGGCGUGAACAUCAAUAAACCAUAGAAGAAGAAAUACAAGCAACCGUAAUUGCGCCUUAGCUUGAAAGGAAAAAAAAAUCAAACGCUUCAUAUUUAUUUCAUGCAAUUUACAACAAGCGAGUAUUUUUUUCUAGAGGCUCAUGGAGAAGGUUUUCUGUGUUUUUAAAAGCCUUAAUUCACAAGUUGCUGACUGUUAGCGGAGGAACUGUCAGUCGCUGAGAGGCACCAAACAGACAAAAGCCGCCCACAGCUGACGGCAGUGCUGAAAAGGGCUGCUGUUGUGAGUGAAGAGCUAAUAAAAAUCCCCUUGACAUGACAGGGAUGGCCUCUCCAGAGAAAGCCACGAGCUCAAAGAAGAAGGGCGAAAGAAAAGGUGCCACCAAAGAAGAGUACAGGCAGCUGUCCAGCAUCAUGGGAGUCAUGAACAAUCUGAGGAAGCAGGGGACACUCUGUGAUGUGACCCUGGUGGUCCAGGGAAAACACUUCCCUGCCCAUAGAGUGGUGUUAGCCGCGGCCAGCCACUUCUUCAGUCUCAUGUUCACCACCAGAAUGAUGGAGUCAAUGUCCCCUGAGGUGGAACUCAGGAGUGCGGAACCAGAGAUUAUUGAAUUGUUGAUUGAAUUUAUCUACACGGCACGAAUUUCGGUUAACAGCAGUAAUGUGCAGUCGCUGCUGGAUGCAGCCAACCAGUACCAGAUUGAGCCAGUCAAGAAGAUGUGUAUGGAGUUCCUAAAAGGACAGAUUGAUGCGACAAACUGCCUCGGUAUUUCAGCCCUGGCAGACUGUAUGGAUUGUCCAGAGCUGAAGGCAGCGGCCGAGGACUUUUUCCAGCUCCACUUUACAGAAGUCUACAAACUGGAUGAAUUCCUGCAACUUGAUGUUAGAGAACUGACACAUCUGCUGCACCAGGACAAGCUGACUGUUCGCGCAGAGGCUCAGAUCUAUGACGCUGCAGUGCGAUGGCUGAAGUACGACGUGUGUAACAGGAAACAGUACAUGGUGGAGGUGUUGGGCUGUGUUCGCUUUCCCCUGGUCUCCAAAACCUUUCUUUCGAAGACUGUGCAAGCUGAGCCCCUCAUCCAAGACAACCCACAGUGCCUGAAGAUGGUCAUCAGUGGGAUGCGUUACCAUCUGCUGUCCCUGGAGGACAGAGAGGAUCUGGGAGAAAGCAGCCGGCCACGACGCAAGAAGCACGACUACCGCAUCGCCUUGUUUGGAGGCUCGCAGCCUCAGUCGUGCGGCUACUUCAACCCAAAGGAGUCCAGCUGGACAGACAUCCGCUGCCCCUUCGAAAAGCGGCGGGAUGCCACCGCCGUCUUCUGGGACAACGUGGUCUACAUCCUCGGGGGGUCGCAGCUCUUCCCCAUCAAGCGGAUGGACUGUUACAACGUUCUGAAGGACAGCUGGUACUCCAAGCUCGGCCCACCCACGCCCCGCGACAGCCUGGCUGCCUGCGCGUCCCAGGGCAAGAUCUACACGUCCGGGGGGUCAGAAGUGGGUAGCUCUGCCUUGGCUCUUUUUGAAUGUUACGACACAAGGACUGAGUCGUGGCAGGUCAAAACCAGCAUGCUGAUGGCCCGCUGCAGUCACGGCUCAGUGGAGGCCGACGGCCUCAUUUACGUCUGCGGGGGAACCGUGGGCAACAACGUCUCUGGGAGGAUCCUCAACAACUGUGAGGUGUACGACCCCAGCACACAGCAAUGGAGGGAGCUGUGUGGGAUGAAAGAGGCCAGGAAGAACCACGGGCUGGUGGUGGUCAACAGCAGGAUUUAUGCGGUCGGAGGGCAGGGACCAUUAGGCGGACUGGAUUCAGUGGAAUAUUACGACAUUGCCAGCAACGAGUGGCGUGCCGCCUCUCCAAUGCCAUGGAGGGGCGUGACAGUGAAGUGUGCGGCCGUCGGUGAUGUAAUCUAUGUACUGGCGGGAUUUCAAGGGGUGGGGAGGCUCGGACAUGUCCUAGAGUACCACACUGAAACUGACAGGUGGCUGACGUGCAGCAAAGUGCGAGCCUUUCCCAUCACCAGCUGCCUGAUCUGCGUGGUGGACACAUGCGGGGUCAAUGAAGACGACGACAUGGACCUCAUCGACUCUCAGCAGCAGACUGCUUCCACUGCCGCCUCCUCCACUUCCUCAUCCUCAUAGGAGACCUUCUAUAUGUUUUAAUAUUUACUCCAUUUUAAGUUGUGGUGUUUGUUGAUAGUUGUUACAAAGUGCUGAUUGAUGGGAAGCUUAGUCUUUCUUUUUAGGAAGAGCUUCUCAUGGCUAGACAGCCUAUAGUAAUUCAAAAAUUGAUUUCUAUCAGUUAGCGUAGUUUCUUAACUCUUUAAAGUUGUUGAAAUUAUUUUAUCUUGAGCUUUUUAGCUGCACAAAAGAUCUUUUUUUUUUUUUUCUAAAAAGUGCCAGUGGGAAACUUCUCCUCAUAUUUCUGUUUAAAAGGUGGAGCAAUACGAUUAUUAAAGCAUUCUUUUAUAAUCCUGUGUAUAUUAAUGUAAUGUGCUGUGCCUUUUGAAAAAGAUGUUUUAGCGUUUUAUUUUCAACUAUAUGUAGUUACAAGUAAGGAAAGAAUAGGAAAAAAAGUUGGAAUGUAAACAGCUAGGGGAAUCAUUUUGAUUUGCAUCUUUUCAUAUAGUGAUAUUAUUAACCACUUUAGAAGCACCAUAUUUGUUGGUCUUAAGGCAGUAAAAAUAAAACAAGUUUUCAGAUAUUCCUUGUUGACUGUAGCUGCCACUUAGUACAACUUUCUGGCUGACAGAUGAAUAAUAAAAGCAUUUCUACAUUCUAAUAUUUUGCUGAUAUGACUGAAAGUAAUUGAUAUUGAUGAGAUUAGGUUGAUUAAAAUUGCUUGUAAAAGCUGUUUAGAUGGUCUUCACAUGACUUCGGAUGGCAGCAUGAUUAGGCAUAAAAACUGCACUCAGAUAUAACUGAGGCUGAAAUAGUGCAAUACAUGUAAAGCAUAAACGAUAAAAAAGACGUUCUCUUGUCUAGAAAGUCAGUUGCAGCAUUUCCAGAGCAUCCCAGAUUUGGCCUUUUAAAAGCAUUUCAUUCCUGUUGGUUUUGCCCCCUCUCCUCAGUCGUCGUACUCCUCCUCGCUCAUGAGAAGAGCAAACCUGUUAUUUAUCUCCUCUUCGCCCCUCGCCCCACCCUGAGCUCCUCCUCUACCUCCCCCUCUUCCUCUCCCUCCUCUCCCUCCUCUCGCUCUGCAUCUGCCUCUCCUCUUUCUCCCUGAUGCAGAAGAGAGGGGGUUUGUUUUCAAGCUACAGUCCCUCACAGCAUCCAUUAGGGAGGAGUAAAGUUGUCCAGAUAAGGAUCCUUCAGGCAGAAGGGACUCAGCUGCCCGGCCCCCUUUCAAAUACCGGAGGAGGCCGUGUACCAGUGUGCCACUGAACAACCAGGAGAGAUUUGGCUGAGGCAGUGGCAUUAAAAGUAGCUGAUUGAGACACAGCCCGCUCCAAAGGCAGGACUGCCACUGGCUGAGACUGUGGGCCGCCCCGAUGUCCACGCCUCGCCUCUCCCCGGGCCUCAGCCGUUGUCGAUCCAGCGCCACGCACACUCUAUGCUCCGCUGCCCAGUUUGGCCGUGGGGCUGCUUGUUUGUGUGGUGUCGCCCCGGGCUGGUUGUUGGAGGACAGCUCUCCAUAAACCAUGCCGAGCACCAAGGCCUGCAGCGCGAUGUGGGAGGGUGCUGGGACGGCCUCCCGCAGCCAGAAUCCCGUCACCGACACGGCCAGCUGCAGGUGGCGAGGAGCAGGCGCCAGGGCGGACUCCUUCACCCCCAAGACUUCAAGCAGCACGCCGAGUCGAACCGCCACGGGGGUCUGACUAAGUCCAGCUAGUGGUAUAUGGUUCUUUAGGAGACGCGCCUCCACUUGGUUUUUCUUUAAGUUUAGGUCCAAACGGUCAUACUCCUCAACAAAGAUUUGGGUGCUAAAGCCCUGAACUGCUGCCGCACUGGCCGCUUGCUCCAUGCUUAGCGAUGCGUUUACCCCAUGAUGCGCAGCUACAUUGUGGCGCGGUGCCCCUCUCCCCCCUCUCCCUCUCCCUCUCCCACCUCUGGUUCCCGUCUGUUUUUCCCCUCCUGCUCCUUGUGUACCUUCGUCCCUCCCUGGAGUUGCGCUGUACGUAUCUGUCCGCAGUAAUAACCCAUAAACGGCCUGUCGUAUGGCCCUGGAAGGACAGUGGCUGCUGGCUAGCUUGCUGUUCUCCACCUGCGGGAUGAGAAGGACCCUCCGCAUCACCGAGGCGUCCACAGCCAAGGGAGCCAACAGUCCCUGUGCUGCGGCCAGGGACAGACAGUCCGGCAGCUGCGCCAGACCGGAGGCCUUCCCUCUAAAAGCUGCCGUGCCUUCGGAGAACCAGCGAGCCAACCAGCUUUGACCAUCGAUGCAGUACUCCUGCAUGGCUGCCCACAGCUGGGAGCUAAGCCCACUGCUCUGUCCUCUCCUGCCUCUCCCACCCUCCUCGCACAUGAGCCUGCUCACUUCCUCCAGGGCCUCCGCCACGCUCGAGAAAGACGACAGCCAACCGAGGAGGCCGGCGACCCGAGGAGUAGCCCUGCCCCGACCUCUGCCCCCGCCCCCGUACGUCGUCCCCUCUAUCAGAUCCAGCAGCGUUUCCACCGCCUUAGGAGCGCUGUAGUCAUUCCCGGCCAACACGGCGCACAGGGGCAGCAACUCGCGGUUCAUGCCCCCAAACCAGCGGCACAAACGGCUGGUGGUGUAUCGGCGAGCGGAGAUGUAGCGGUGGGACGCUUUUCCGUUGAGGUUGUUCCAUUGGAAAGAACCGAGAGGCAGAUAACCACCUGGGAGGUCAAAGAUGAAAAAGUCACUGUCAUUUGUCAGCACAGGGCAGUUCCACUGGUGUGCCAAGCAAGCAAUCUCCCAGUCAGCCUCCGCUGGACACUGAACCAGCGGGAUGCCAUUUUGAAUGAGGACCUGGAUGAAGACCUGUCUUGUGAGGAUAGGUAGGACGGAGCCAUUGCGACCACGAGAGAUGCUGUCCGCAUCCUUUAUCUUGGCCUGCAGGCGCUGCUGCAGUGUGGAAAACUUCUUGUUGCUGGGAUCUAUCCCUCCAUCCAGCACCACGUAUGGCUGGAUGUUACAAGCUGCCAAAGAGUUGAGGAAUUGGGAGAGCAGCUGAGCAAAGGCAUCGUAGUCUCCUCCAUGCUGCUGAUCUAACCCGUAGUUAAAGUAAAGGCGGAAAUACAGACUGCAGCCAUCGAUCACCAGGGGGCUGUCCCUGAACUUCACAUCUUGAAGGAAGUCCCUGUUUCCCUCCACAAACGUUGUCAAACCCUGUACCCCCAUGACAUUUCAGAUCCUGCAAAACGCAACAGUCGCGUUGAGUCUCGCGAGGAAAAAGGAGACCGCACAGGCUAGCGACCGCGCUAGCCAGUUUUGUUUUCCCGUUUGAAAUUAAUCUCGCUUCAUUAUGGCUACAAUGUCAGGAGGAACAAACCUCGGGAUACCCGGGACAAGCCAAACCACAUUUGCGCAUCGGAAAAAAGACGGAAGCCCUUCCGCAAAAUUCUGGGAGAGUCCGGAGACUUUAGCACAGCUGGAGGUGGUGCGACAGUGGAUCGGGAAGCACUACAAAAAGUAUGUGUUGGUGGAGUCUCCAUCUUGCCAGGCUCUGGCUGCAGUCACCUUGCAGCUUCUCCAGUUUCAGGAGGAUGCUUUCGGGCGACAAGCUGUCAGCCCUGCACUUACAAAACUGCCCGCACAUUGUUUUAUGGACAUGCGGCAAGGAGGGGGGCUCUGCCACAUUCUUGGCACUGCUUAUAAGUUUAAAGUUGAUCAGGGCUGGCGGAGAUUCGACUUCCAGAAUCCAUCGAGAACGGAGAGGAAUGUGGAGAUGUUUGAUGCGAUUGAAAAAGCUGUAAUCCAGAACAACUGCGUGGCUCUGCCUGUGGUUUAUCUGGAUCCUGCGGUGGAUCAGGAACUGGCCAGCAGACUGACUGGUGUUAUCGUCAAACACCAGGGUUCCAUCACUGAGGACAGAUCUAUCGCCAGUCAUCAUGUUUACAGCUCUCCUGUUUCUACGGAGGAUGAUGAGUGGAUGCGUCCUGUUAUGCGAAAAGACAAGCAUGUCCUGGUACACUGGGGCAUGCACCCUGACAGUUAUGACAGCUGGCUGUCCACAAGUGACAUUGAAGGGGAGGUUGAGGAGCUUCCACACAUUGAAAGGCCAUGGCGGGUACAUGCUGGUUGGGUGCUGGACACAGAUGUCUUCAAUGAGUGGAUGAAUGAGGAGGACUAUUGUGUCAAUGAGAGGAAUUUACCCAUCACCCUCCGUCGGCACAUUCAUCUCCAGGAUGACCAGGAUUCCAAGUCCAAUCCCUCAAAAAAGAGAAGACACUCGCCUUCAUCUCCCUCGUCCGAGUCCCGAAAGAAAGGAAAGAAGGGGAGAAGGCGCGGGCAACAAGAGGAGGAACCAGAAGAAGACCUGACCAAAGACAUGGAGGACCCUACACCUGUGCCUAACAUGGAGGAGGUCGUACUACCCAAAAAUGUGAACCUGAAGAAAGACAGCGAGAAUACUCCGGUGAAAGGAGGGAUCAUGGCUGACCUGGAUGAACAGGAAGAUGAUUUUCCAGGAAGGGAAGAUGAGGAGGGAAGAGCAGAAAUCCCUCGCCUGUCGGAGGGAGAGGAAAACCUCACCGAGCAAACGCAUCAUAUUAUAAUACCAAGCUACACGUCUUGGUUCAAUUACAACAGCAUUCACUCAAUAGAGAAACGCGCACUGCCUGAAUUCUUCAAUGGAAAGAACAAAUCAAAAACUCCUGAAAUCUACCUGGCAUAUCGUAACUUCAUGAUUGACACGUAUCGGCUCAACCCCCAGGAAUACCUGAGCUCAACGUCUUGUAGGCGCAACCUGACCGGAGACGUCUGCGCCCUCAUCAGGGUCCAUGCCUUGUUGGAGCAGUGGGGUUUGAUCAACUACCAAGUGGACGCAGAGAGCAGGCCUCUCCCUAUGGGACCCCCUCCCACCCCUCAUUUCAACGUACUGGCCGACACACCGUCCGGCCUGGCCCCCUUACAGCACAAACCCCUACAGGUGUCGGCCUCCCAGCACAUGCUUUAUUUUCCAGAGAAGAGCAGAGAGAAACCAUCCGACUGCCAGAACUUUGGCCUGCGCACUGAUGUCUACACCAGAAAGCACCCCAAGACUAAGGGAGCGAAUGCAGGAAGAGAAUGGACCGAACAGGAGACACUGCUGUUAUUGGAGGCUUUGGAGGUCUACAGGGACGACUGGAACAAAGUGUCGGAGCACGUGGGCUCCAGAACGCAGGAUGAAUGCAUCCUCCACUUCCUUCGUCUGCCAAUAGAAGACCCUUACCUGGAGGACUCGUCUGCCUCUCUUGGUCCACUUGCCUUUCAACCUGUGCCUUUUAGCCAAUCGGAGAACCCCGUUAUGAGCACUGUGGCCUUCCUGGCAUCUGUAGUGGAUCCUCGCGUGGCGUCGGCUGCAGCUAAGGCAGCUUUAGAGGAGUUCUCCAAAGUACAGGAGGAGUCGGUGGACAAAGCCUGUGAAGCAUCCAACCAGCUCGAAAAAACAGGCAAGACGGAAUUUAGGAAAAGAAAAAAAACACUUGAAAUGUUUCUUGACCCUUUGCGGAUGGACGGGGUCAAGAUGGAACCUGACGUUUCAAAAGGGGAGGCGGAUCGAGUAAAAAGAGAACACAUGGAAAAUUUACUCUCCGAGGAGGGAGACGGAAGGGUAGACGACGAGGAGAGCCUAAGCCGGAAGGAGGGAGAAGUGGAUGACGGGAGAGUGAUGGAGCUGGACCUGGUGGAGGGCAGUGUCGUCACGGCAGCAGCUGCUGCUCUUUCCUCAGCCGCGACAAAAGCAAAGCAUUUGGCCGCGGUGGAAGAGAGGAAGAUCAAGUCCCUGGUGGCCCUGCUGGUGGAGACACAAAUGAAGAAGUUGGAAAUAAAACUGAGACACUUCGAAGAGCUGGAGACCAUCAUGGACCGCGAGAAAGAGGCCUUGGAGCAGCAGCGGCAGCAGCUCCUGACCGAGAGGCAGACUUUCCACAGCGAGCAGCUGAAGCAGGCCGAGCUGAAAGUCCGCCAGCAGAGGGAGCAGCAGGGCCAGCCGGGCUACCCGGUGCAGCACUCAGGCCAGCCCAUACCCAACCGGAUGAUUCCUGUCGGAGGAAACGCCCAGACGAUGGCCCCUCGACACCCCGGGGCUCCCAACGGCAUGUAUCCAGCUGCACAGCCUGAUGGGAUAGCCCCCGCUCAGGCCGGCCCUCCAUCUUCCAGCCACAACUGA
Molecule: messenger RNA, 8281 nt
Organism: Menidia menidia (Atlantic silverside)
Lineage: Eukaryota; Metazoa; Chordata; Actinopteri; Atheriniformes; Atherinopsidae
Source: the annotation of a GenBank genome assembly